AUGCAUUUCUCUACCGCCUCUUAUCUCGACCCUUUUGCUCUCCAGCAUCGCACUGAUUGGUCCCACUGCCUAGCAGCAGUAUCAAAUGCCAAGUCAAGCAGCAAUGACAAGGAGAAAACUUCUGUGGACAUAACUAGCGCGGCGAAGAAGGAUACCCAUAGUGCCACGACUUCUGCCAACGCUGAGACUUCGGUCAAGCCGGACACCUCAGGUCUGAACAGUAUCCUGCCGACAGAGAACUCCGCUUUGAGAAGUUCUGUCUCAGAGACUACGUCUCAUGCCUCCUAG
Molecule: messenger RNA, 288 nt
Organism: Penicillium hordei
Lineage: Eukaryota; Fungi; Ascomycota; Eurotiomycetes; Eurotiales; Aspergillaceae
Exons: 2
Coding region: 1-288 (95 amino acids)
Source: RefSeq, a predicted model, not a curated record